This is a messenger RNA of Saccharomyces eubayanus, 1668 nucleotides long. It is a transcript of the gene ALG9, whose product is annotated as dolichyl-P-Man:Man(6)GlcNAc(2)-PP-dolichol alpha-1,2-mannosyltransferase. Gene Ontology annotation, biological process: protein N-linked glycosylation. The record is from RefSeq and is a predicted model, not a curated record. Gene Ontology annotation, cellular component: endoplasmic reticulum membrane. NCBI's taxonomy places the organism in Eukaryota, Fungi, Ascomycota, Saccharomycetes, Saccharomycetales, Saccharomycetaceae. Gene Ontology annotation, molecular function: alpha-1,2-mannosyltransferase activity. The transcript has a single exon. Bases 1 to 1668 code for a protein of 555 amino acids.
AUGAAUUGCAAGGCGGUAUCCAUUAGUUUGUUGCUACUGUUGUUUGUAACAAGAGUAUAUAUUCAACCCACGUUUUCCCUGAUUUCAGAUUGUGAUGAAACAUUCAAUUAUUGGGAACCACUGAAUUUGUUGGUACGUGGAUUUGGCAAGCAAACCUGGGAAUACUCUCCCGAAUACUCUAUUAGAUCAUGGGCGUUCCUUUUACCUUUUUAUGGUAUUCUUUAUCCUAUAGAUAAAUUUACUGAACUGGAAAGCCACUGGAACUUUUUUAUUACAAGGGCAUGUUUAGGCUUUUUUAGUUUCAUCGUGGAAUUCAAAUUGCACCGUGAAAUUGCAAGCACUUUGGCAUUGCAGAUUGCGAACACCUGGAUUAUUUUCCAAUUAUUUAAUCCAGGUUGGUUCCAUGCAUCUGUCGAAUUGUUGCCAUCUGCUGUUGCCAUGUUGUUGUAUGUAAGUGCCACUACACACUCUUUGCGCUAUCUAUCGACCGGUUCUGCUUCGAAUUUUACAAAAAGUUUAGCAUACAACUUCUUGGCCAGUAUACUUGGUUGGCCGUUUGUCUUAGUCUUGAGUGUCCCUUUAUGCUUACAUUACCUUUUCCAUCAUAGAAUAAUUUCUACCAUUAGAACAGCCUUCGAUUGUAGUUUAAUUUUUUCAUUAACUGCCUUCGCUGUCAUUGCUACUGAUACUAUCUUUUACGGAAAGCUUGCUCCUGUGUCAUGGAACAUCUUAUUUUAUAAUGUCAUUAAUGCAAGUGAAGAAGCCGGUCCGAAUAUUUUCGGUGUUGAACCAUGGUACUACUAUCCAUUAAAUUUGAUUUUGAAUUUCCCAUUGCCCGUUUUACUUUUAGCUAUCCUAGGAAUUUUCCAUUUAAGGUUAUGGCCAUUAUGGGCUUCCUUAUUCGCAUGGAUUGCGAUCUUUAUUCAACAGCCUCACAAAGAAGAAAGAUUUCUUUAUCCAGUUUACGGUUUGAUAACUUUGAGUGCAAGUAUAGCUUUCUACAAAUUUUUAAGUUUUUUCAAUAAGAAAACUGUUUUGAAGAAGGGAAUAAGACUAUCAGUAUUAUUGAUCGUUGCACUUCAAGGCAUGUCACGUAUUGUCGCCUUGGUUAAUAAUUAUACAGCUCCCUUAGCCGUUUAUGAACAGCUCUCUUCCCUCAAUCAAGGUGGCGUAAAAUCACCAGUAGUGAACGUAUGUACUGGCCGUGAAUGGUAUCACUUUCCAAAUUCCUUCCUUUUGCCAGAUAACCAUAGGCUAAAAUUUGUUAAAUCUGGGUUCGAUGGUCUUUUGCCUGGUGAUUUCCCAGAAAAGGGCUCUAUUUUCAAAAAGAUUAGAUCCGUGCCAAAGGGAAUGAACAAUAAAAACAUUUACGAUGUUGGCAAGGAAUGGCCUCUUGCUAAAUGUGAUUAUUUUGUUGACAUUGUAGCACCAAUAGACUUAACCAAAGAUGUUUUCAACCCAUUACAUCUUACAGACAACUGGAAUAAACUAGCAUGUGCUGCAUUCAUUGAUGCAGAAAAUUCUAAGAUUUUAGGCAGGGCGUAUUAUGUACCAGAAUUCAUCAACCAAAUUAUGCAAACAGUUUUACCAAAACAGUGGAAUCAAGUCUAUGGUGUUCGUUACAUUGAUUAUUGUUUGUUUGAAAAACCAACCGAAACUAUCAACUGA